This is a messenger RNA of Drosophila pseudoobscura, 766 nucleotides long. RefSeq names its product Insulin-like peptide 1 (gene Ilp1). Gene Ontology annotation, cellular component: extracellular region. Gene Ontology annotation, molecular function: hormone activity. The transcript has a single exon. The record is from RefSeq and is a predicted model, not a curated record. Lineage: Eukaryota; Metazoa; Arthropoda; Insecta; Diptera; Drosophilidae. Bases 156 to 593 code for a protein of 145 amino acids.
AGUGGAAACUAACGUGUGAAAACAGAGGGUUUGAGUUGUUUUCAAGAGGGUUUGAGGCAGGAUACAGAACGGGGACUGGUUGUUCAAGUGCCCCAAAAGUGCAUUGAACUGCCGUAAGAUUUGAGGCAGAUUUCGGCGUAUAAAUAGCUGUUGCAAUGCCUUCAAACAGCCAAAACAGACUCAGCCACAGGAUGUUGGGCAAGGACACAAGUGCAAUAACGGCAGUACAGGUCUCCAGGCGGCACUGGCCGCUCGUCAUGCUGAUCUUCCUGGCCGUCGUCCAGGGCCAUGUCCAUCAGCUGCAGCAGGGUAGCCACAAGCUGUGUGGCCAGGCCCUGUCCGACGCCAUGGACGUGGUCUGUGCCCACGGCUACAACACGCUGCCGCAGAAAAAGAGUUCCACAGUGGAUGCCCAAGAUGAUGAGGUACCCGAGUAUGCGUUGAGCCCCCUGCUCACCAGCCUCUAUGGGGCAGAGGUGCUCAUCAAGACGCGGCGACAUAGGAGACAGCGGUCAUCGGGUGGCAUCUACGACGAGUGCUGUGUGUACUCUUGCCGCUACGAGGAGCUGGCCUCCUACUGCCUCCCCAAAUAAAGCACCAUCCACACAAUCAACGCCAAGACACACUACCCCAUACAGACAUACAUACAUACAUACAUAUACACCCAUACAUAUAUUCGUAAAUACAUUCAUAAUCCGAUUCGUAAUCACCUAUUUAUGCAGCGAAAACUUUGACUAAUGAAUAAAAGUAGACUGUGCAAAAAGAA